Molecule: messenger RNA, 1873 nt
Organism: Pungitius pungitius (ninespine stickleback)
Lineage: Eukaryota; Metazoa; Chordata; Actinopteri; Perciformes; Gasterosteidae
Gene: ppm1ba
Product: protein phosphatase, Mg2+/Mn2+ dependent, 1Ba
Exons: 7
Coding region: 414-1589 (391 amino acids)
Biological process (GO): positive regulation of canonical Wnt signaling pathway; peptidyl-threonine dephosphorylation; negative regulation of canonical NF-kappaB signal transduction
Cellular component (GO): cytosol; nucleus
Molecular function (GO): magnesium ion binding; manganese ion binding; protein serine/threonine phosphatase activity
Source: RefSeq, a predicted model, not a curated record
CUCCUAACUGCACGUUGAAAAAGAACGUCAUCUGCCUCAUACAUUUAGCUUUAGCCAAAAUUAGCUAGCCGUUCAAAUCAUAGACACAUCUUGCCGAAACGAGUGUUUUAUUUCCAUUUCAACCAACAGCCUACGUAGCAAUUAAUUAUUAGAGGUUCCCCGUGUUUACUGUGCCAAACAUGUAUAUCAAAGCCUUGUUCCGAUGCAGAGACAUGCUGAAAGCAGAACUGAUCGUGUGAUAUGCUGGCUAGCUUAAUCAAAGCUAGCUGACGAGCCGGGGGCCGAGAAGCGAAAGUCGCUAACCUUAACGAGCGAUGAGCCUUUGAUAAGAAGGCCGGGUAAACAUACGCGCCACUGAAGCCACGGCAACAAGAAGGACUGGUAGAUAGUUAUUCCCCCACGAAGGCACAGCCAUGGGCGCGUUCCUGGACAAGCCCAGGACCGAGAAGCACAACCUGCACGCCGAGGGCAACGGCGUGCGCUACGGCCUGAGCUCCAUGCAGGGCUGGCGGGUGGAGAUGGAGGACGCUCACACGGCGGUGCUGGGACUCCCGGCGCCCGGUAUGGCCGACUGGUCUUUCUUCGCCGUGUACGACGGUCACGCCGGCUCCAGGGUCGCCAACUACUGCGCCAAGCACCUCCUGGAACACAUAAUGGGUGCCAGCCUGGGCCAGGCCGGGCCCGACGCCCCCGCCAGUGACUCUGCGGCGCCGGCGGCUCCCACGGUGGAGACGGUGAAGGCCGGGAUCCGGACGGGCUUCCUGAAGAUCGACGAGCACAUGCGCAGCUUCUCCGACCUGCGCAACGGCAUGGACCGCAGCGGCUCCACGGCGGUGGGCAUCCUCCUGUCGCCCGAACACUUCUUCUUCAUCAACUGCGGCGACUCUCGGGCCGUCCUGUACCGCAACUCGCACGUGGGCUUCUCCACGCUCGACCACAAGCCCUGCAACCCGCGGGAGCGCGAGCGCAUCCAGAACGCCGGCGGCUCGGUGAUGAUCCAGCGGGUCAACGGGUCGCUGGCCGUGUCCAGGGCCUUGGGGGACUUUGAUUACAAGUGCGUGGACGGCAAGGGUCCCACGGAGCAGCUGGUCAGCCCGGAGCCAGAAGUGUUUGAGGUGGUGCGGGCCCCCGAACACGAUCAGUUCGUGGUCCUGGCGUGUGACGGCAUCUGGGACGUCAUGUCCAACGAGGAGCUGUGCGAGUUCGUGAAGUCUCGGCUGGAGGUGUCAGACGACCUGGAGACGGUCUGCAACGAGGUGGUGGACACCUGCCUGCACAAGGGGAGUCGGGAUAACAUGAGUGUUGUGUUAGUGUGUUUGCCCAACGGCCCCAAAGUGUCGGAGGAAGCUGUGAGGAAAGACGCUGAGCUCAACAAAUACCUGGAGUCUCGAGUUGAAGAGAUGCUGUCUCGGGCCGGGGAGGACGGCUUUCCCGACCUGGUAGCAGUGAUGAGGAACCUGUCCACCGACAUCGGCAUGCCCUCGUUGCCCCCAGGGGGGGGCCUGGCCAGCAAACGCAGUGUUAUUGAAGCAGUGUACAACCGCCUGAACCCGUACAGAGAGGAAGAUGGGCCCUCCUGUUUCAUUUGAGCGCCGCCGAGUUGGAGUACCACUGGUAGCUGUCCAGCACAACUGCCUGAUCCCAAAAGAACAGGACCACUUUUCCACACAAGAUCACAUUCAUAGUCACUUUUUUUUAGUUUCCUCUGGGGGUGUUUUUUUGUAAUUUUUAAUUUUUAUUCCCCACACCGAGAUCAAUCAAAGCAGUAAUCCUGGUUCUUUUUACACAGUAUGUGCUUCAGAGGGGCAAACCAGCACAGUUUCUCUUUCUCUUGCUUUGUUUGUGGUUGUUUUUGUCGUGGAGGGAGGGAGGG